GCGGGUAUUGUGAGGAUGGCGUUUAUAUUCAUAAACUUUCUAUUUUGGGCAAUUGGUUUAUCAGUGGUUGGUUUUGUAUCAUGGCUUCUGGCAACUAAUCCAUCAGUUACCAACUUCCUAUCUGGAACAUUUAUAUUCACGUACACUUUGAUAACAUUGGGAAUAAUCAUAUUCUUUAUUGGUUUAUUUGGUUGCAUUGGCGGUUGUUUGGAAAAUCCGUGUACAUUAAAAACGUAUAUUGGUUUUAUAACAACACUAUUCUUCCUAGAAAUUUGUGCCAUAUUGGCUGCUUACGUCCAGAAAGACCAGAUACCAAAAUACACAGCAUCUGGUUGGAAAGAAUUUAAUCCGGUUACGAGAGCUUUGGUACAAUCUGAGUUGCGUUGCUGUGGCUACAACCAUUCAUCAGAAUAUAGUGUUACACUGGAACAGCUUCCUGAUAGUUGUUUUGAUAAUGCUAAAUUUGGACCUGGUACCAUUACAACCAAAACAGAACAGACACUUUUCCAGGAUGGUUGUUGGGAGAAGAUUGAGCUAUGGAUCAACAGUAACACACCAAUAUGGGCAUCAACCUUAGCAGUUGUAGCACUCAUACAGAUUGCUAGUAUGGUAACAUCGUGUUUAGUGCUGGAAAAGGUUCAAAGAGCAAAUCCAACUGUAUCGCCUCAUGGUCUUACUAAUGGGGCAUCAGGACUACCACCCAUGGCAAUGAAAGGGAGACCUCAAGGAAGGAGUAGCAUUUCGCAAUCUGAAAGGGUUUAGAGAUGACAUUGAAGCUCGUGCCAGUUUGAUUGCUUCAAGCCGCAUAUUUUAUUUUGCAGUGAAUGAAGUCGGCAUGUCAUAGACAUUAUUUUAUCUGAAACUUACAAUUGAAGAUUUAUAAAAUAGUUCUAAUAUUUGUUAAUGUAGUAAUCUCGUAUAUCUGUAUAUAUUCCAUUUAUUCCAUCAUUACUAUGCAGCCUAUCUUAUAUCUUUUGGCAGAAGUCGACCUCUUGGAUCAUGACUUCAAUGAAUGAUAAAGCCACUCUUAAAUUUUCAUGUAUGGAUAAUAUAUUGUUUGUGUCUAAUUUAGAAUAACAUUGUUUAAUCCUGUAGACUUCGCCAAGUUAAUGGUUGUGACUUUUGAACCCCCGUAUGACUACUUAGACCAUACUCCUUAGAUAUUGUCUUAAUGUAUAAUUAAAUGACUUUGUACAGUACCAUUUUGUGAUAAGUAGUUUAUUAAAAUAUCAAUUUCUUG
Messenger RNA from Lottia gigantea (owl limpet), 1240 nucleotides. RefSeq lists its product as hypothetical. Gene Ontology annotation, cellular component: membrane. NCBI's taxonomy places the organism in Eukaryota, Metazoa, Mollusca, Gastropoda, Lottiidae. The transcript has 9 exons. The record is from RefSeq and is a predicted model, not a curated record. Bases 16 to 762 code for a protein of 248 amino acids.